CCGAGUGGGAGGUCCAAGUCAGCACGGGCUCUGGCCAGAGGAGCCGCCCCCACCCACCUGAGAUUUCCUGAAUUCUGUGGCUCGCUUCUGCAGGCAAAGGGGCCCUUGUGGUCAGUUGCUUCUACCCUCCCUUCCAGACACACACACCUCCAUUCAGGCUGGCCCCGCCCCUGGGGGUUGGGGCAAGGGCUCUGUCCCCUGCCCAGUGGUUGAUAAGGCAAUGCCCCCCUCUGGCCCCUCCAGUGUGCCGCUGCCGCUGGCUGUCCUUGUUGCUGCAGCCAUGAAGGUCACCUCUGGUCCAGCCUUUGGACUCUGUAGCCUGAUGCUCCUGCUGCUGCUACAGGUCCCUGGUAGCCUCGGUCUUGCCUCCCAGCCCAGAGGUCACCUCUGCCGGACACGACCCACGGACCUGGUCUUCGUUGUUGAUAGUUCUCGCAGUGUGAGACCCGUGGAGUUUGAGAAGGUGAAGGUGUUCCUGUCCCAGGUCAUUAAGUCACUGGAUGUGGGGCCCAAUGCCACGAGGGUGGGCUUGGUCAACUACGCCAGCACUGUCAAGCCGGAGUUCCCACUUCGGGCCCACACCUCCAAGGCGUCGCUGCUACAGGCUGUGCACCGCAUCCAGCCGCUGUCCACGGGCACCAUGACUGGCCUGGCGCUGCAAUUCGCCAUCACCAAGGCCUUGAGUGACGCUGAGGGGGGGCGCUCCAGAUCUUCCGACAUCAGCAAGGUUGUCAUCGUCGUGACUGAUGGGAGGCCUCAGGACAGUGUGCGGGACGUGUCUGAGCGCGCGCGAGCCAGUGGCAUCGAGCUGUUCGCCAUCGGCGUGGGCCGCGUGGACAAGGCUACACUGAGACAGAUCGCUAGCGAGCCGCAGGAUGAGCACGUGGAUUACGUGGAGAGCUACAAUGUCAUCGAGAAGCUGGCCAAGAAGUUCCAAGAGGCCUUUUGCGUGUCAGACCUGUGUGCCACAGGGGACCACUAUUGUGAGCAGGUGUGCGUCAGCUCUCCAGGCUCCUACACCUGUGCCUGCCAUGAGGGCUUCACCCUGAACAGCGAUGGAAAGACCUGCAAUGUCUGCCGAGGCGGUGGAAACGGCUCAGCCACUGACCUGGUCUUCCUCAUUGACGGAUCCAAGAGUGUGCGGCCUGAGAACUUUGAGCUGGUGAAGAAGUUCAUCAACCAGAUUGUGGAUACUCUAGAUGUGUCCGACAGGCUGGCCCAGGUCGGGCUGGUACAGUACUCAAGCUCUAUACGCCAGGAGUUCCCGCUUGGUCGCUUCCACACCAAGAAGGACAUUAAGGCCGCUGUGAGGAACAUGUCCUACAUGGAGAAGGGCACCAUGACAGGCGCCGCCCUGAAGUAUCUCAUAGACAAUUCCUUCACUGUGUCCAGCGGGGCAAGGCCCGGAGCCCAGAAGGUGGGCAUCGUCUUCACUGAUGGCCGGAGCCAGGACUACAUUAAUGACGCUGCCAGGAAGGCCAAGGACCUUGGCUUUAAGAUGUUUGCCGUGGGUGUGGGCAAUGCUGUGGAAGAGGAGCUGAGGGAAAUUGCCUCAGAGCCAGUGGCCGACCACUACUUUUACACAGCCGACUUCAAGACCAUCAACCAGAUUGGCAAGAAGUUGCAGAAAAAAAUCUGUGUGGAGGAAGAAGACCCGUGUGCCUGUGAGUCCAUAGUGAGGUUUGAGGCCAAGGUGGAGGGUCUGUUGCAGGACCUGACCAGGAAGCAUAUCCUUUCUCAGGCUGUGGGGGCAGGAAUUGGGGAGGGCUGGAGGAGCACGGAGGGUCUGUGACCACAGACAGGUCUGGCUUUAGGGGUUCCUAAAUCUUGGGGCAGCCUCCACCUGCUAUGGCCUAGAUUCUGACUAGAUAGGUUCACAUCACACCUGCCUUGUGAUAGACUUUGUCAAACUCAGAGGAUCCUCCAAUAUGGUAGAGAAACUGAGGCAGAAGCCAAGUUCUAGGGAUGGGGCACAGAUAGAGUUUUGGGCAUGCCCCCGAAAUAUGGAGUUUAUGGGAUCAUUUCUCAGGUGUCUGGUGGCUUCCCAGCCUCAGAUAGCACAUAGUAGGGGUUCCUCAGGACUAAUAAUCACAGCUGAGUACCUGUGGUAGAGGUGAAGGGAGGGAAAGUUCUGGCUGUAGCUCCUGGGAGGAAACCAGAAACCAUCACUCCAGCUCUGACCACCUGCCCCUGCCCUUAACUCUACGUCUACUGGAAGCUGUGAGCAAACGGCUGGCUGUCCUGGAGAACAGAGUCAUCUAAGGACUCUUGUGACCUGGCCACCUCCCACAGAGUCCUGGAAAUGUCCCCUGUAGCUAGAGUUAGUCUGGCUGUGCUACUUUAGCAAGGGAGCCUGCAGAGGAUGGCUGUAGGUCUUCCCUGCUGCCCUAGGGCUGAGCAGGAGGGGACACGUGCUUGUGACUGCUGGGAGUGUGGGACGAUGACUAGUGUUGAGUGUACGUGUGUCUGAUUGUGCUCAUGUAUGUUUGGGAGCAGGGAUGUGUGCAGAGGUGAAAGCGCAGAGAAGGGGCGUGUGAGCGACUGCGUGCAUGAUUUUUCCCACCGAAAGCUUAAUAUAUUCCUGUUUUCUUUUUCCUCCAGUUAAUUCUUUACCCAGUCAAUUCUUGACUCUGAGUGAUUUCUUUCUUUUUUCUUUUUUUUCUUUUUUUUUUUUGUUCCUUGAGAAAAAAAAUUAAAUGCGGUUCAUUGUA
Molecule: messenger RNA, 2711 nt
Organism: Rattus norvegicus (Norway rat)
Lineage: Eukaryota; Metazoa; Chordata; Mammalia; Rodentia; Muridae
Gene: Matn1
Product: matrilin 1
Cellular component (GO): extracellular matrix; extracellular region; matrilin complex
Molecular function (GO): calcium ion binding
Source: RefSeq, a predicted model, not a curated record